Molecule: messenger RNA, 294 nt
Organism: Trichosporon asahii var. asahii CBS 2479
Lineage: Eukaryota; Fungi; Basidiomycota; Tremellomycetes; Trichosporonales; Trichosporonaceae
Exons: 3
Coding region: 1-294 (97 amino acids)
Source: RefSeq, a predicted model, not a curated record
AUGUACGAGGCCUCGGCAUCCGUCCCUCUGACCGAUGUCCCGAAUCUGCACUCGCCCAUCACCGAAUUCACGGGCAAGACGGUCGGCACCCGCGUGGGCAUUUCGCCCAUCCUCCGCGCCGGCAUCGGCAUGACUGACGCCCUCAUUGCAACUGGUGGCACGGCCAUUGCCGCCCUCGGCAUGCUGACUGAGUGGGGGCUGAAGCCGGAGCAGAUCAAGAUCGUCGCGAUCCUGGGAAGCAAGAAGGGUAUUGAGAAUGUGCAGGAGGAGUAUCCCGGCGUGGAGGUGAGCUAA